AUGGCUUCAAAAGAAAAGAGAGAUAGAGAUGAACCACCAAUGGAGAGAAAGACUGUUGGAGGUUAUAACUUGGGUGCAGUUAUUGGGAAAGGUGGAUUUGGUACAGUAUUUCAAGGAUUAGAUGUAGAGAAUGGUGAUUUCGUUGCCGUUAAACAAAUCAAUUUGACAAAGAUUCCAAAGGAUCAGUUGCAAGGUAUCAUGAAUGAAAUCGAUUUGUUAAAGAAUUUGAAUCACGCAAACAUUGUAAAAUACAUUCGAUACGUAAAGACAAAGGAGUGUUUGUACAUUGUACUAGAGUAUGUCGAAAAUGGUUCAUUGUCAUCGAUCAUUAAAAAGUUUGGAAAGUUCCCAGAGACUUUGGUAUCAGUCUACAUUCGUCAAGUACUCGAAGGUUUGGUAUAUCUUCACGAACAGGGUGUCGUUCAUCGUGAUAUUAAAGGUGCAAAUAUUCUAACAACAAAAGAAGGAAAGAUUAAAUUAGCUGAUUUUGGUGUUGCAACUAAAUUUGAUGAUUUACAAGCUGCAAGUGUAGUUGGUACACCAUAUUGGAUGGCACCUGAAAUCAUUGAACUCAAUGGAUGUACAACAAAGAGUGAUAUUUGGAGUGUUGGUUGUACAGUCAUUGAAUUGUUGACAGGUCAACCACCCUAUUACGAUCUAGGUCCAAUGCCUGCACUUUUUAGAAUCGUUCAAGAUGAUUGCCCAACUUUACCAGAGGGUAUUUCACCUGCAUUAAAAGAUUGGUUAAUGCAAUGUUUCCAAAAGGAUCCAAAUUUACGUAUUUCAGCACAAAAGUUACUUAAACAUAAAUGGAUUGCAUUGGCACAAAAGAAACAAGCCAUUGUAGAGGAACCAUCCAAUAUAGAGGAUCUUGCAAAGAAUAUCCAAGAUUACAAUGAAAGAAUCAAUAAGAAAAAGAUUGGAGGUCAUCAAAGAAAGCCUUCACUUCAUCCAAAGUCACCCAAACAAAAAUUAAAUCUACCUCCACCAGAGGAAGAGGAUGAUGAAUGGGGAGAUGAUUUCAGUUCAACACCAAAGUCUAUAAAGUUACCAGACCAAAAGAAAUCUCCACAAGCAUCACACAAGAAUCCAGCAGCCAAAAAGGCACCCAUUUCACCACCACCACAAUUACAACUUAAAAAGAGAGCUGCUUCACCACCACCUCUCAAACUUGCCGCUCGUCCAGACAAUGACGAGGUUGAUUGGGAUGAUUUUGAUGUUGGUUCAAUCAAGACACAAGAUCUAAGUAAAGCAUUGGGUAAAUUCAAUGAAGACGCAGAAGAUGAUGAUGGUUUUGGUGAUGUUGAAUUCCCAACUGCAAUCAAAUUCCCAUCAAAACAAUUACCAACUUCACCAGCAUCAAAAUCACAAAAUAACAAUAAUAAUAAUUUACAAAUUCCACAAACCCAACAACCAAAGAAUAAUAAUAAUAAUCAAUCUGGAGGAGAAGUUGGAGGAAAGAAAAGUAUUGAUCAAUGGGGAGAAAAUGAUGAAGAUUGGGGUGAUGUUGCAACCGUCAAUUUUACAAGUGUAAUGAGAAAAGGUACAGUUCAUAAACCAGAUUUAGGUGCCAAGUUAAAGAGUAAAUUAAAUUUAUUAUCAGAUACAGGAGGUGAUGAUGAAGAUGACGAUCCAUUCAAUGAAGCAUUUGAUGAUUUUGAUGAAGAUUUUGAUUUAGACAAGAAUUUAAUGAAAGAUAAUUAUGCUAGAAUGUCUGAAGAGAUUCUUAAACUUAUGAGUCAAUUACAAAUAGAUCAAUCAGAACAAGUUAUUUCAAGUGCUUGUGAUCAAUUGAUUACCAUUUUUAAAGAGAAUCCAGAUCAAAAGAGUCAUUUAAUUAGAAGACAUGGUGUCAUUCCAAUUAUGGAAAUGUUGGAAGUUUCAAAUUCACAUGUAUUGUGUUCGAUUUUAAAGGUGGUCAAUCAAAUUAUCGAUAAUAAUAUGGAGAUUCAAGAAAACUUGUGUCUUGUCGGUGGCAUUCCAUCGAUUAUGAAGUUUGCAGGCCGUGAAUACGAUGCCAACAUUCGUCUAGAGACAGCCAGCUUUGUCAGCAAGAUGUGUAGUACAUCUACGUUGACGUUGCAGAUGUUUAUUGCUUGCAAGGGUUUGCCCAUCCUCGUCGAUUUCCUUGCCACACCAUACCAACAGAGCAAGCGUUUGGUGUGUCUUGCACUCGACGCCAUUGUAAAUGUAUUUGAGUUGCAGUCGCCAACACCCAAAAACGAUUUUUGCAGACUGUUCUCCAAGGUGGGACUUAUGCGUCAGCUGCCAGUCGUCCUCGGUGAGGUGUUGAUCAACCCACCUUCGGGCAGCGACAGUAUCAACCAAAACAGCGGUAGUCAACACAACAGCCAACACAACAGCAUCAACAGCACCAACAACUACCCCGACAAGAUCAUCAACCUUUUGAUAUUGUUCUCUUCGGCCGACAGCGUGGUGCGUCGUGCCAUGUCGUGCGUAGAGGUGAUCGAGGGAUUACUUGCCACACUCGACAAGUUGUUACCUGACCAGCUGGUCAAGGUGCUCAAGAGCAUCAAGCAGCUUUCGAUGGACCACAACACGCUUGCGAGUUUGCAAGCUGCCGGCACAAUCGGCGCACUCAUCCCAUAUUUGGCACGCCAUCAUUCGGCCGAGACACAGAACCAGGUCAUCAACACCAUGUUCCAUUUGUGUCGUAUCGAUGCCGAGCGUCAGUACCUCGCUGCUGCCGCUGGUAUUAUUCCUCACCUUUUGUUCUUUAUCACUACGCACUCACCACUCAACCAAUUUGCAUUGCCCAUUAUCUGCGAUCUUGCACAUUCGAAAAAGGCACGUGCCGAGUUGUGGAACCACAAUGGUGUCGAGUUUUACAUUAACCUGUUGCAGGAGCGUUACUGGCAAGUCAACGCACUCGAUUCAUUGGCUGUGUGGAUGGCCGACGAGACGAGCCGUGUCGAGGCUAUCAUGUCGACCAAGGACAACAUCAGCAAGCUUACUGCCGCCUUUGCAAGCGCCGAGUCGCAGUCGUUUGUCGGAGUACUCGACCCCAUCCUCAAAAUUGUGUCCAUCUCCAAGUCGGUCAAUGUUGCCCUGGGAACUGGCGGGUUUGUCCAAAAGUUGCUUGACCGUCUCUCGCACACUAAUCCACUCGUCCGUCUCAAUCUGCUCAAGAUACUCAGUUCACUCUAUGAACAUCAUCCAAACACCAAGAUGAUGAUCCAAGAAUACAAAUUAUACCCCAUCAUUCAACGUAUCACUACCUCUGAUAAAUCCGUCCUCAACCAAAAGAUUGCCAGCAAAUUGUACGAAGCUUUUAAUACAAACUCUGUUAUAUAA
Molecule: messenger RNA, 3315 nt
Organism: Cavenderia fasciculata
Lineage: Eukaryota; Evosea; Eumycetozoa; Acytosteliales; Cavenderiaceae
Gene: sepA
Product: putative protein serine/threonine kinase
Exons: 7
Coding region: 1-3315 (1104 amino acids)
Biological process (GO): protein phosphorylation
Cellular component (GO): cytoplasm
Molecular function (GO): ATP binding; protein serine/threonine kinase activity; protein binding
Source: RefSeq, a predicted model, not a curated record